Messenger RNA from Siniperca chuatsi (mandarin fish), 2069 nucleotides. Its product is annotated as KIAA1328 ortholog. NCBI's taxonomy places the organism in Eukaryota, Metazoa, Chordata, Actinopteri, Centrarchiformes, Sinipercidae. The transcript is spliced from 12 exons. The record is from RefSeq and is a predicted model, not a curated record.
CAAUUCCUUAGCAACGCUUGGCUCCCUGGGAGUGGUGGCGGCUGUUUCAACAUGGCGGCAGCGGCAACAAGAAGUGGAAAUUCGGGGAUAUUUUGGAUGAAUGGCGAUGAGGAACAGCCCUUGGUGUUUAUUCCUGGAGUGGAAGGAGAGGCGAAGACUCAGACCACUUUAAAUUUGGGACCAGGCAGCACCAGUACAUCCAGUAAAAGAGGUACCAAGAUGCGAGCCAGGCGUAGCUCUGACUGCAAGAAUGAGACUGCACUAAAGAAAAGUGGCAAGAAACAGGGCCAUUUACAAAGUGAGCGCUCUGGGGUUUAUACCAAGGAAAAAGUGUCAGUCCAUCACAGUGCUACUGUAGCUACAGAGCGCACCCUCUCUCCACCCACUGGUACUUUUCACCCCUCAACACAGGUAAUCUCUGAGACUAGCAGAACUAAAAGCCAGAUCUGUUUGAAGGAUCUCUGUCCUGAAGAUAAGCGCCGGAUUGCAAACCUCAUCGAAGAACUAGCCAGAGUGAGCGAGGAGAAAGAAGAGUCAGUGCAGCGUCUGAAAGAUGAACAGGAAAAUUUUGAGUGCAAGAUCCAGCAGCUGGAGCAACAGAACCUGGUCAUAGCACAGGAGAGGGAGAGCCUGCAGCAGCAGUACAGAGAGUGCCAGGAGCUGCUUGGGCUCUACCAACAAUACCUUUCUCAGCAACAGGCGAAACUUAACCAGUCCAUUGCCCAGCUCAGCCAGGCACCAGCCAACAGCAAGGUGCUCAGUAGCGAGGAAGCCCCCAACAGAACAUCUAGCAGAGCUAAUGGCUCACUCUUUGAUGGCUCGUACCUCUGCCUUGCUGCUACUGCACGACAGCCUCAAGUGCACAGGAGUGGUGGUGGAGGAAGAGGAGCAGUACAAACAUGUAGCAACCCUAGCUCUCUUUCCUGUGUUGGUGAGUUUAGUCCAACCGAUGGGCCGAUCAAACAGUAUAGGAGCCAGAAAAGGGAGUGCAGGGAACCACACUCAGAGUCCCACCACAGAUGUGAGCACUGCCAAGGCAGUGGUCAAGACAAUGGCUAUGGAACACAGCAAUGGAGAAGUGAUAAUGUCUCUCGUCUAGAGAAUGGCCACCAUGACACCUUUAACCAACAUGAGUGCGAAAGGCUCCACGGUGGGAAUGUCAUUGGCUCAGAAGCCAAGAAAGCCCUGACCAGGCCUCUGCUGGGUCACGAGGACUGGGAGGAGAAGAGGCACCAGCUGCUGCUGCAGAAAAUGCAGUUGGAGAUGGAGAGAGAGAGGCUGCAGGCCCGGCUGACUGAGCAGGAGGAGAGGCUCAACAGACAGAAUCAGCAGUUACGCCAGUCGCGUCUGAAUUACAGCAGGUUUCAACAAGCUACUCAAUCUGAUCUCAGCAGCUCAAACACUAGAAAUUGAGAUCCACAGCCGGAGGGUCCCACCCACCAAGAUUUACCCUCCAGUGUGUGUGAAGAUGCAGAGGCACAUCCUGCAGGACAGAGCUUGCAUAUAAAAGGCUCACAAACUGUACCUGUUCUUCAGGACAAUGGCAAUGAGACAUUAGAGCAGUCCAGAAAGGACAUGGCCACAUCUCCUGCCAAGUCUAUUGCAAGCCUGAGUAAGCCCACCUCAGUGUCUGUGAUCCAAAAGACCCCUGAGGCCAGGUUGGACUUUUCUGUGGUUGAGUUAUUGGAUAUCUUUACUCCUGUCUCUGCACCCGAGCUAGGCAAGCCGUCCUCUCGAAGACCCAAAACGUUGCAACGUAGGCUGGCCCCCACUGCCCCCAAAACAGUGGGCAGAACCCUGCUUACCCCUGCUGGGCCUUGUCCUCAGAAUACCCAGCAGGACCUGGAAGAAAGCCAAAUACUGGAGGAUAUUUUCUUCAUUUGCUGACAUAGAAGAAAAUGGGGAGCAAAAAAAAAAAAGUCACUUGAUAUUCACCUGUUUGGUCUUGACCUUUUUAAUGUCUUACAUUUAAUUUUCAAUUGACAUUCUAAGUCAGAAUGAUCAUGAUGUUGUAGAUUGUACUCUUGUUAUUCUGUGGUUUUAAUACAAAUAAACAUAUUUAUUCAGAA